AUGGAGGAGGUGAUGGAGGAGGUGAUGGAGGAGGUGAUGGAGGAGGUGAUAGAGGAGGUGAUAGAGGAGGUGAUGGAGGAGGUGAUGGUGGAGGUGAUGAGGAGACGUGUCCUGGUCCCCACAUGUGUCCUGGUCCCCACAUGUGCCCUGGUCCCCACAUGUGUCCUGGUCCCCACACGUAUCCUGGUCCCCACAUGUGCCCUGGUCUCCAUAUGUGUCCUGGUCCCCACAUGUGUCCUGGUCCCCACAUGUGCCCUGGUCCCCACAUGGGUCCUGGUCCCCACAUGUGCCCUGGUCCCCACAUGUGUCCUGGUCCCCACAUGUGUCCUGGUCCCCACAUGUGCCGUGGUCUCCACAUGUGCCCUGGUCCCCACAUGUGUCCUGGUCCCCACAUGUGCCCUGGUCCCCACAUGUGUCCUGGUCCCCACAUGUGCCCUGGUCCCCACAUGUGCCCUAGUCCCCACAUGUGUCCUGGUCCCCACAUGUGCCCUGGCUCCCACAUGUGUCCUGGUCCCCACAUGUGCCCUGGUCCCCACAUGUGUCCUGGUCCCCACAUGUGCCCUGGUCCCCACAUGUGUCCUGGUCCCCACAUGUAUCCUGGUCCCCACAUGUGCCCUGGUCUCCAUAUUUGUCCUGGUCCCCACAUGUGUCCUUGUCCCCACAUGUGCCCUGGUCCCCACAUGUGCCCUGGUCCCCACAUGCGUCCUGGUCCCCACAUUUGUCCUGGUCCCCACAUGUGUCCUGGUCCCCACAUGUGUCCUGGUCCCCACAUGUGUCCUGGUCCCCACAUGUGCCGUGGUCUCCACAUGUGCCCUGGUCCCCACAUGUGUCCUGGUCCCCACAUGUGCCCUGGUCCCCACAUUCCCCACAUGUGUCCUGGUCCCCACAUGUGCCCUGGCUCCCACAUGUGUCCUGGUCCCCACAUGUGCCCUGGUCCCCACAUGUGUCCUGGUCCCCACAUGUGCCCUGGUCCCCACAUGUGUCCUGGUCCCCACAUGUAUCCUGGUCCCCACAUGUGCCCUGGUCUCCAUAUUUGUCCUGGUCCCCACAUGUGUCCUUGUCCCCACAUGUGCCCUGGUCCCCACAUGUGCCCUGGUCCCCACAUGCGUCCUGGUCCCCACAUUUGUCCUGGUCCCCACAUGUGUCCUGGUCCCCACAUGUGUCCUGGUCCCCACAUGUGUCCUGGUCCCCACAUGUGCCGUGGUCUCCACAUGUGCCCUGGUCCCCACAUGUGUCCUGGUCCCCACAUGUGCCCUGGUCCCCACAUGUGUCCUGGUCCCCACAUGUGCCCUGGUCCCCACAUGUGCCCUGGUCCCCACAUGUGCCCUGGUCCCCACAUGUGUCCUGGUCCCCACAUGUGUCCUGGUCCCCACAUGUGCCCUGGUCCCCACAUUUUCGUUUGUUCCUCACGACUGCAGCGAGGAGCAACCGGACGACGACCAAACUCAGGAGCUGUCCGUGGUGGUGGAAUCUCUGGAUGGGCUGAAGCUUUCCCCUGGUGUCUCCCCUGGUGUCUCCCCUGGUGUCUCCCCUGGUGUCUCUCCUGGCCUCUCUCCUGGCCUCUCCCCUGGUCUUUCCCCUGGUCUGACCCUGGGCCUGGCGGACUUCGAGCUGGUGCGGGUGAUCGGCCGUGGGAGCUACGCCAAAGUCCUGCUGGUGCGACUGAAGAAGGACCAUCAACUGUUCGCCAUGAAGGUGGUGAAGAAGGAACUGGUGCAUGAUGAUGAGGAGGGCAUCCGGCCUGGAGACACCACCAGCACCUUCUGUGGAACACCCAACUACAUCGCCCCUGAGAUCCUGAGAGGAGAGGACUAUGUGAUCCUGGAGAAGCCCAUCCGCAUCCCGAGGUCUCUGUCGGUGAAGGCGGCCAGCGUGCUCAAGAACUUCCUCAACAAGCUGGAGAAGAAGCAGGCCACGCCCCCCUUUGUGCCUCAGAGCUCAGACGACUUCGGCCUCGAGAACUUCGACACUCAGUUCACCAACGAACCAGUUCAACUGACGCCCGACGACCAGGACGCCAUCCAGAGAAUAGACCAGUCGGAGUUCGAGGGCUUCGACUACAUCAACCCACUGCUGCAGUCCUCUGAGGAGAUACGAGAAUGA
Messenger RNA from Knipowitschia caucasica, 2103 nucleotides. The record is from the annotation of a GenBank genome assembly. NCBI's taxonomy places the organism in Eukaryota, Metazoa, Chordata, Actinopteri, Gobiiformes, Gobiidae.